CACAGAAGUGAUAGUAAGAUAGAGCUGCAGUAGAAAACAAGGCUUACACACCACGCCCACCACCCAUCCAUUGGCACCCCUUGCUAUCAUGCAGUCAAAUCACUGCAGCACACACGCAAGCAGCCACUCACUCACCCAAACCGGCUAUCACACCACGGCCUCCACGCUCUUGAGAGGUGCCACGAUCCCUGUGGAAGGCGAGGAGGCAGAUACCCGCCUUGUGCGGAUGCUUGCCUCUGCUCCGCCAUCCUCUUCCUACCUUUCCUGCUGGCUCCUCCAUAUCCCCAAUAUAAUCACUCUACACUAUUCUCCCCGUACCAUAUAUACCGGGAGCUUCCGCUGAAAUGAUAGUACCAUGAUAUCGUAACCCAAGCAAAUACGUCACUAACGGACACUCCCACGACACGAACCGCAUCGCAUGAUCCGCAUGACCCGCACCAGCCAGCGGGCCCUCUAAGCCCUACCAUACCCAUACCCAUACCCAUACCCAUACCCGCCCAUCACCCGGCUUGGAUACCAGCUAGGUGUGAAUGAGCUGACACCUCGUUCUUUGGUUGGCUGCCCCCGUAGAGCCGCAGCUGCAGCCUGGAGCCUCGUCGGGUGCUUGCGUGGUGAGGGCUGCUGCGGGGACGACGAGUCUUUUGUUGAGUUCAGCGCAGCCUUCUCAUCAUUUCUUUUCUCGGGUUAUCUGCAAGUUCGUCCAGCAGUCUGUCCCUGUCAUCGAGGCUGGUUUAGUGAGGCGGAGAAGACAGAGUUGGACGAUAGGAUAAGGAUUUAAGUGUUGUCUGCUGUUUUAGGACAGACGAUCCGGACGGGAGCAGAGAGGGAUGUCGACCAUAACGACGCCCCGCGCGGAGUCCUCGGCUGCGGCGCAGAGGGGAAAGGAGCGCACGUUGGCGGAUGCGAUGAGGGAGCCGAGCGUGGCGGUGCCGGCCGUGGUGGUGCUGGAUGAGGCGCAUGUGGAGGUGCCGAGGAGGGUGUUCGUUAGUGUCAAGAAGGACUUGUGGCUUUCGACUGUGGAUGGGCGCCAUCAAUCGCCGAUUAUACCAGUCAGGUGCGGGCCUGAAGCGGAGACGUUCUACGUUCACAAGGAUAUCCUCACGAAAUCGGAGUUCUUCAGGAACGCGCUUGAUGGGCGGUUUAGGGAGGCGGACGAGCAGGCUGUGGACUUGCCGGAGGAAGACCCGGCGUUGUUUAGCUUUGUGGUGGCAUACCUUUAUGAGGGGAAAUUUUCUCCUAUCAAGCCUGCGGUUGAUGCAUUGGUUGUGGAACUUCCGAAAGGGAAGGGAAGGGAGGGAGAAGAAGAGAACGAAGAAUCAGAAAGCGGCAGCGGCAGCGAAAUCGGCAACAGCAGCAGUGACGACUCAAUGCGAAGCGAACGCCGCUUCCAAGCCCGCCAACGCCGCCAACAGCGCACCUUCGACCGCCUCAACCGCAAAGAACCCGGCCGCCACCGCCUCGGCUGCAACUGUUCCACCUGCUUCAACCACAACCAGCGCCCGCCCUGCUGGAACUGCGGCGUGCAAUCCAACCGUCCCCUUCCCCCCCGCCGCGCCUACGCAGGAUACGUUGCUCCUCCCGGCGGCUGGGGUGUCCCUCCACCGCCGCCACCUGUGGGCGUCCAUCCUCCUCAUCCGGGGGCGAUAAUGCAUCGUCGUGGCCCGCCGCGGCCGAGGGGGGGAAAUCAGAGGAGGUUGUCGAGGGAUAGGGGGGUGGUGGAUCCGGCGCCGGAACCGAGGAUGGAUGGGGAGGAUAUGCGAACUUGGUUGAUGGCGUAUGAACUCAGCGUCGACGUGUAUAUCUGCGCCGAGCGAUACUGUCUCGAUGAUUUCAAGUCCUGCAUACGGCUCUGCAUCAUCGACUACCUCGAGACGGCCGGGAUGGAUGCCGCGCAGCCUCUUCUGCUGGAGUGCUGUAGAAAGUUGCAUGCGGGGCUGAGUGCAAAUGAUGUGUUGCUGAAGAUGGUGUUUGCGAGGGUGGGGUUUAUGUUGGCGAGGUUGUGGAAGAAUCAUGGGGAGGAGACGCAUUUGUUUUGGAUGGAGAAUGCGGAGGUGGGGGGGAUGAUUAUGAAGGAGACGAUGGAGAGGAGGGAGAUGGAUGCGGGGGAGGAUUUGCCGGCUAUGAGUAGGGUGUUUCAGGUUGGGAGGGAGAGGGAGGUGGUUGCGAUGCACAGGUGACAGCAAUAGGGGAGAGGGGGAGACUGUUUGUGAGUAUUUGAUGAGACGACUGGGACAGACUGACGAUCCAUAACGAUAUACGACGAACGAAGGGCAUAAUCUGUGGGUUUCUAGCGAAAAGGUGUGAUGACAAGUUUUCUUAUGUUUAUUAUCUAUUGUAUUUUUGGUGCAUUAGCGUCUUCAUUGUAGUUUGUAAGUUAGGAUUAUUUACUCUUUCAUGACCAGAAAUAAUUGUUUUAUGUGUUUAUUAUAAGUCUAG
Pseudogymnoascus verrucosus is the source of this 2436-nucleotide messenger RNA. RefSeq lists its product as uncharacterized. The record is from RefSeq and is a predicted model, not a curated record. Gene Ontology annotation, molecular function: protein binding. Bases 828 to 2177 code for a protein of 449 amino acids. Lineage: Eukaryota; Fungi; Ascomycota; Leotiomycetes; Thelebolales; Thelebolaceae. The transcript is spliced from 4 exons.